AUGAAGCUACUACUGUUCACCUUGUUCGCAGUCGCAGUAUCCGUCGUUCGAGGACACGAGACGCUAGAGGACAUCAAGGAUGAAGUGAUCAUGACCUUGCAGGAAUCACCUGAGACGAAGAAAUCACUCGAAGAGAGAAUCAAGGAAGAGCCGAAAAUCGAUUUCGUCCAAGUUAAGCCGAUUGGAGACGACAUAAACGAAAUCAACGAGAACUGGCAAAUUGAUUCAAAGUUGUUCCAGGGCGACUUGGCCCUAACACCAGAUGAAGAAGAAGGCCUCGUCAAGGAUGUCGAGCAGGAAGUUGCAGAAAUGAUGAUGAGCACUACUGAAGCAGCACAUUGA
Haemonchus placei is the source of this 342-nucleotide messenger RNA. NCBI's taxonomy places the organism in Eukaryota, Metazoa, Nematoda, Chromadorea, Rhabditida, Trichostrongylidae. The record is from the annotation of a GenBank genome assembly.